Cornus florida is the source of this 1063-nucleotide messenger RNA. RefSeq lists its product as uncharacterized. The transcript has 3 exons. The record is from RefSeq and is a predicted model, not a curated record. NCBI's taxonomy places the organism in Eukaryota, Viridiplantae, Streptophyta, Magnoliopsida, Cornales, Cornaceae. The coding region runs from base 127 to 807 and encodes 226 amino acids.
CACUGCUUUCAGUUACUCCUAUAAAUAAAAAGAAAAAUGAAAACGUGAUGCAACACAUUUUCUCUCUCCAAAACUUAGAUUUUUGCAACGAAAACUGAGUUGUAAUUCGAAUUGGUAAAGAAAUCAAUGGAAGGGUUUAGUGCUGAAGAUCUGCCGACGAUCGGAGGAAUCGCCACCGUCUCACUUCUCCACUCCUUCAUCCCCACCCAUUGGCUUCCAUUCUCCAUUGUCGGACGCGCCCAGAAAUGGACCCUUUCCAGAACCCUUCUCGUCACUGCAUUUGGAGCAGUUUUGCAUGUAAUAUCCACUUCACUUCUUGGUAUAACAGCAGUCACCAUAUCAAACACCAUUGCUGGCGAGGAAACAGUGCAUAAACUUGCUUCACUAUUGCUCAUAAUUCUUGGUGGUAGUUAUGUUUUGUUGUUUUUGUCCGGAAAAGGUGGUCACAGCCAUUCCCACAACCAACCCAUGGAGAAAAUGGCCGUUGCUGGACUUGUUCUUGUUCCUGCAUUAUCUCCUUGUGCAACCACUCUUCCAGUGUUUCUUGCUGUCGGUAACUCAUCCUCCAUGAUGGUGCUUGCUAUAAUAGUGUUGCUAUUCAGCACUAUAACUGUGAUGACCUCACUUGUGGCUCUCUCAUUCUAUGGUGCGAGCCAGCUCAAGUUUCAUUGGGUGGAGCACUACGACAAGCUUCUAGUAGGUUCGGUGCUAUGUUUAGUUGGAAUAUUGACCCUUAUUUUUCAUGAUCAUGAUGGAGAUGCAAGUUCCACUGGUGGGCACUUGCAUAGGAAAAUCACCGUUUUAUGAGGAUGUUUCUAAGCCAGGAAAUCGUGAUUUUGAAUACGUAUUUGUGUGGAUUAAAGGUUCGUAGAUGUAAACUGUUGAAUGUGCCAUUUAUGAGCAUUGAGACUUUCUGGUUUAUACAGCAAUCCUUGUAUAUGGGUGUAUGUUUUGGUAUUAUGGAAUAUGUUUUUGUUUUUAUUGCUCUGGGAGUGUCCAUAGCCUAUUCUUUUUGUGGUACUGCCAACAAGUGUUUUAUAAAAUUAGUCUGAUAUGCUGUCAA